This is a messenger RNA of Oryzias melastigma (Indian medaka), 3199 nucleotides long. It is a transcript of the gene mettl24, whose product is annotated as methyltransferase like 24. Bases 416 to 1462 code for a protein of 348 amino acids. The transcript has 5 exons. The record is from RefSeq and is a predicted model, not a curated record. Lineage: Eukaryota; Metazoa; Chordata; Actinopteri; Beloniformes; Adrianichthyidae.
AAAGUCAAGAAUCAAUAUCAGAGAAGCUUUUAAAUGAAACUUUAAAAAUAACUUUUAAACAAAGUCGCAUCACAGCUUGAACGUGAGGAAUGCUGUGUGGGCUGAGCUGUCAUGUUGAAUGAGAGAACAGCAGAUGAGGCGGCCCAUAUCUGGACUCACAGAGUAACCUGAGAUGUGUUUGAACGGGAGGAGCAAACCCUGAAGAAAGGGGGCCGAGCAACUCUCUGUGUGUGUCUAUGUCUGAUGGAAAGAACAAGGGAAGCGCAUUAAAAGGGGCGUGUGGUAAAAGUGGUGGCUGCGAGUGAAAGAGGGAGUUCCCAAAGUUUCGGAUGCACACUUAUGUGUGCAGCUGCAGAUUUGACUUUUGGAAAAAAGAAAUGGGUUAAGAGGUUGAAAAAGAUCCAGGAGGACAAACAUGAGCAGAGGGCGACUCACCCCGGGAUUGUUGCUUCGUUUGGGGAUCCUGUUCAUGUUCGUCUGCUUGUGUAUCUACGUUUACCUGGAGACAGGUUGGAAGGCCUCCCCUGCAUCCUUGGAUUCGGGAACCCAAUUUCCCCCAAAUUGGGGUCAGUUAAGAAUAAAGCUGGCCUCUGCAGAAGAGGAGGAAAGCUGGGAAAUCUCCUACAUUCACACUCAGGACAGUGAACCCACUCUGCACAAAAAGGCGCCGCGGUGGCGCAUAGAUCUGCAGCCGUGGGCCGGUCCGAAGCCUUCCCUGGAGGAUGAAGCUAAAAGGUUCCUCAGUUACAUCACAACCCCACAAGUGUCAUGUGCCUCAUUAUCCAGUAAGAGAACUGCCUGGAAAGGAUCCUCCAAGGGCUGGGCAGUUUGCCUGGAUCCCAAAUAUAGCCUGAUCCAAAAGACAAAAAGCAAAAGCUGCCGGGUCUACUCUUUUGGGCUGGGAGUGACUGACUGGUGGCUGGAGCGUUUUCUUGGGAGAUCAGGGUGUCAGGUCCACUGCUUCGAUCCCAGCCUAAAGCAGCUCCACCAACAGGACGCGGAAAUGUGGCUCCACCGUCUCUCCGUGGACUGGCGGGAUCCGAACCCCGCUAUAGCGCAGCAUCAACACGCCAACAGCAAGAAACUCGCUACCAUACUUAAUGACUUUGGACACAGAGAGGUGGAUGUGCUUAAAGUAGACAUGGAGAGUGCAGAAUGGAAGAUUCUGGAGAACUUGGUCCUUGAAGGAGUUCUGGACUCGGUGGGUCAGCUGCUGCUGGAGAUUCACCUGCACUGGGCGGGGUUUGAGGUGGGCGGCGACGACCCGUCCGUGGUGCGGUACUGGUUCAGCCUCCUCAAGGAACUUGAAGACGCUGGUUUCAACCUCUUUUACGCUCACAGAAAUCCGUCCAAGCCGCCACUGUUUCUGCAGAAAAACCUCCUGAACGCCAGCAGCGCCUACACUCUGGGCUGGGUGAAGUGGAAACCUUCGAUGGUGCCGGAUGAACCAAAAAGUGAAUGACUUUGAAAGACUUUGUUUAAAUCAAGCCGGAUAUUGAGCAGAGCUCCUCCUCCAGCUGGAUUAUUGGCUGCAGGUCAGCCUGAUUCAGUCAACAAGAACCAUGGGACUCGAUGUACAGACAAGCAGAAGUAAAAGUCGGAAAAUAAGUGUACCUCACGGAGCAGCUGCAAAUAUUCAGUGCUGUAAAGCUAUUUAAAAUACAUUUUUAGUCUUUAAAAGAAGUAGAAAAUGGCUACUGCUACCUUUUCCUGAGUUAACACAAUAUUUUAAUAUUUUAUUCCCAGCAUUCUGAGGAAUUCUAGGCUGAAGGUAUUUAUAAGAACACAAAAUAUUCAGUCAAAAAACUGAGAAUUCAAAUUAAAAUAAGAAUUCUGAGCAAAAAAAGUUAGAACGUUGAAAUCAGGAUGAAUAUUUCGAGAAAUGGUCUGACUGUUAAAUUAAAAGAAAAAAACAAAUUUUUGCUACUGAAUAUGUAAUCAGAAUUAAGGGAAUAAAGUGAGAAUUCAGGUGGAAAAAAAUCUAAAGUCAGAACUUUUUAACCAAAACAAAUAUUUAGAAAAUAUAUUUAACAUUUUUUUUAUUUUUAUUUUGUUGCUAUUCAAGUUUUAAUUUCAAGAAAUAAAUUAUUUUUCCCUUUUCAUUUUUUUUACUGAUGCUCCUCAUAUUUUCCAUCCUGUCUUAUAUUUUUAAUUAAAUUUGGUUUUAUAACUUUUGUGUAAAUUUAUAUAUUUUUUGUGUUAAAUAUUAGACUAAAUGUUAGCUAAUUUCUUCUUAAAACUUUAGAAAAGUCUUUUUUUUUUAAUUACUUUUACCAAAAAAUGUGGAAGUUUUUAUGACGGGUAUAAUUUUAGAUAAAUAAAUAAAACAAUAAAUCAGAUAAAAUGUACACAUUGUUUAUUUCCACAAAUUAUGAUGAAAACUUCUUGACCAAAAACAGAUAAAGCGAACAGGAUAGGACGCCACAAUCGGAAUAAAAUACCAAAUUCCAAAUACUAAAGAUAUUUAACUUUCACAUUAUUACAAGUGAAACUGUUGGAAUUUUGUGAAUUAAUGAAUUUAAAAAAAUAAAAACAAGAAGACUGGAUACCAGUCCUUUGCUUUCGCUCGUUUCACACCAAACUGCUCUGUACUUUAGGAAAAUGCCCCCAAACGGACGUAACCGGAGCCGUGUUCAGUCCCAGAGUUUGAUCUGCCCGUCCCACCCGCAGGUGAUGACCUUGGAGGUUUCGUGCGGGUGCCACAGGGCGCUGAUGCACACCUUGUCGUGAGCCUUGAUCCUGUGGUACAGCUUGGUGGUCUUCCAGUCCCAGAUGUUGAGCUUCCCAUCUGCAUCCCCUGAGACCACGUAGCUGAUGGAGGAGAAUUGGUUCAAGGAAAAAAAAAAAAAAAAAAGGGUGUAGGAGGGUAUGAUUAGCACUUUACUAAAAUUACUUGCGACUCACUUCCACCUGCCAAAAGGUGGGAUUGAAAAUACAUUUAUAUAUAUAUUUUUAUCCAGCUCAGAAGUUGCGGUGUUGCCAUGGAUACCGAGAGGAAAGUGAGGGCACCUACUCGGAGAGGUGGUGGGUGAAAAGAGACGAGGGAUGUGUCGGCUGAAAUUUGGGAUUUAGACUGGCCUAGUUCGGAGCUCUUUGUGUUUCAGUUAAGAAAAUAUGAAGCAGCUUCUCCUCCGUCUUCCUUUAUGAGCAGAAGUUAGUGUCUUUUUGGAAGUUCUGACGUGUGAACCAAAGAUAAUUU